Molecule: messenger RNA, 2703 nt
Organism: Antechinus flavipes (yellow-footed antechinus)
Lineage: Eukaryota; Metazoa; Chordata; Mammalia; Dasyuromorphia; Dasyuridae
Gene: ACOX2
Product: acyl-CoA oxidase 2
Exons: 15
Coding region: 125-2161 (678 amino acids)
Biological process (GO): very long-chain fatty acid metabolic process; lipid homeostasis; fatty acid beta-oxidation using acyl-CoA oxidase
Cellular component (GO): peroxisome
Molecular function (GO): FAD binding; fatty acid binding
Source: RefSeq, a predicted model, not a curated record
CUCCGGCUCCCGGGGCAUAAAGUGGCGCUUCGCAGGGAGGCCGGGAAGGUCGGCUGCAGGGCUGGAAGCUGGCAUCCCACUCCGGAGACCCGGGUCAGAAGGCUGGGACCCAAAACCUCUCAAAAUGGCCAACCAGAUCUACAGCACAGCUCCCAGGAAUUCCUGGAAUAAACGUGUAAAUCCCGACCUGGAUAUUGAGAGGAAGAACAAAUCAUUCAAUGUCGAGAGACUAACAAACAUCCUAGAUGGUGGUGCAGAAUUUACUCAGAAACGGAGACAAAUUGAGAGCAUCAUCCACAGUGACCCUGUGUUCAACCUAAAGAACAAUUACUUCAUGAGCCAGAACCAACGGUAUGAAGCCGCCAUUCAGAAGAGUGUUCAUUACAGGAAGCUGAUGAUGCAAAGGGGCUGGAAGGAAGAUGGUAUUGAAAAAAAGUAUAUUUACAGGGCCCUUGCUGGAGAUACGGCCUUCAACAUCCAUUCAGUCUUCAAGGAAGCCCUCAAUAGUCUGGGUUCCGAUGAGCAAAUCAAGAAGUGGGCUCCCCUGAUAGACAACUUCCAGAUCAUCGUGACCUACGCUCAGACAGAACUGGGACACGGCACGUACCUUCAGGGUCUCGAGACAACAGCCACCUAUGACACGUCCACCCAAGAAUUUGUGCUAAACACACCGACAUUAUCUGCAACCAAGUGGUGGCCCGGAGAUUUGGGCAGAACGGCGACCCACGCGCUGAUCCUGGCGCAGCUCUACUCCUCGGGAAGGUGCCACGGCAUGCACGGCUUCCUCGUGCCCAUCCGCAGCCUUCACGACCACUCCCCUCUGCCAGGAAUAACCGUAGGGGACAUCGGGCCCAAAAUGAACUUCGAGCAGACGGACAAUGGUUUCCUCCAGUUAGAUCACGUCCGGAUUCCAAGGGAAAACAUGCUGAACCGUUUCUCCCAGGUUUUACCGGACGGGACCUACGUGAAGCAGGGUACCCCCCAAAGCAAUUACCUCACCAUGAUUGUGAUUCGGGUCCAGCUGCUGGCCAGCGAGUUCAUCCCCGCCCUGAUGAAGGCAUGCAUCAUCGCCACGCGCUACUCCGUGGUCCGGCACCAGUCCAAGAUCAAGCCCAGUGAACCAGAAGCAAAAAUCCUGGACUAUCAGACUCAGCAACAGAAGCUGUUUCCCCAACUGGCCACGGCCUACGCCUUCCACUUCAUAGACGAAAGCCUCAAUGAAUUCUUCAAGAAAUCCUAUCAAGAGAUAAUCAAUGGAAAUAUCACCAAUCUACCAGAGCUUCACGCGCUCAGUGCAGGGAUGAAGGCCAUGAUGUCAGACCACAGCAUCCUGGGAGCCGAGCUCUGUCGGAGGGCCUGUGGUGGGCAUGGCUAUUCCCAGCUGAGUGGACUGCCCUCCCUGGUCACAAAAGUAACAGCCUCCUGUACCUACGAAGGAGAAAACACAGUACUGUACCUGCAGACAGCCAGGUUCCUGCUAAAGAGCUUCCUACAGGUCCAGUCUUCCCGAGGCGCUGCGCCCCUGCCUCAGUCCAUCCAGUAUCUCGCUUCAGCUGGGAGCGACAGGUGUCCAGCGCAAAGAACGGCCGACUUCCUCAGCCCGGCCCUCUACACGGAAGCCUUUGCCCACGUAGCAGCCAGGCUUAUAAGGAACUCGGCUCAGAAACUACACACUCUCACCAGCUCUGGGACUGACCAGUACGUGGCAUGGAACCAGACGGCCAUCCUGCACCUCCACGCAGCCAAGGCUCACUGUUACCACUUUACUGUGAAAACCUUCGUGGAAUCUCUAAGAAAACUUGAAAAGGAACCCGAGAUCUACCAAGUAAUUAAGCGACUCUGUGAUCUCUACGCCCUACACGGCCUUCUGUCCAAUCUGGGCGACUUCCUACACGAUGGCUACAUGUCUGGGGCCCAAGCCGACCUGGCGACCGAGGCCUAUUUCAGCCUCCUGUCUCUGAUCCGGAAAGACGCAGUUUUAUUAACUGAUGCCUUUGAUUUCUCCGAUGAGUCCUUAAAUUCUGCACUUGGCUGUUAUGACGGAAAUGCCUACGAGCGGCUGUUUGAGUGGGCCCAACUCUCACCGACCAACACCGAGGGGAAUCCUGCCUAUGAGAAAUACCUGAGGCCAUUCUUAAAAAAUAACCGAUCCAAAUUAUGAGAUUUGCCAACCUCGGACUCUAUUUUACUUUCAAGCAGUAGAAGGAAAUUACCCUCUAAAUGUAUGAUACUGUGAUAAAGGGAAAUCCAGUGUACUUGUUGAAGACAGGCAAAUCAUUACCUUCUACUAGAGGUGUACCUUCGGCAGUAUUGUGAAAAAUAAACCUUUCCUUAUCAAGUGCCUAAUUCUUAACAAGCCUUAAAUUCACAAAAAGAAACUAUGGAUAUGAGCAGGAAUUAAUAAUAUCAGCUUACUCCUUUGAAGGACAAUAUGCCUAAUUUUUUAUACAGAUUUAAAACUAUUUUUUUCACGAUUCCAGUAUUAAAUUGUCUCUAUUUUUUUUCCUUAUGGAAUAUCCUACCACAAGUCAAAGAAUACACUACCAACUCAAGUUUACAACUUAUCCACUUAAACAUUUAGCUGUUAUAUGUUUCAAUGGGACAAUGUACCAAUCAUUCAAAAAUCUGAAAGAAAACAACUUUGGUUUCGAGGCUUUAGACUCAACCGUGUUGCUGGGAAUAAAAAAAUUAAAAAAAAAAAAA